UUGGCGCUUCUUCCACUCAUCAUCUCUCGUCGUCAUUUAGUUAUGACGUCUCUUCCGAUUAUCCUCUCAGCCUCUUCUCCUCCUCUGCGAAACUUAUGCAAACCUUCCUCUUCUCGAAUCCCAGAUUCCGACCAAUCUCCCAUAACUCCACUCAAACUCUCGCCUUCAUUACAGCUUCUAUCCAAAACCCAUCUCUCUCUCGCCGUUUCACAGAUCAUCUCAACUUCCCCUGUUCUCGCGUCAGAAUCCUUCACCUCAAUCACAGAUCCUUCAUCUACUGGGAAAAUCGAUUUGGAGUCAGUUUUGAUUUCGAUCGAUAAUUUCUUCAACAAGUACCCGUUUUUCGUGGCGGGAUGUACAUUCAUCUACCUCGUGGUUGUGCCUGUGGUUAUCUUCUACCUGAGGAAGUAUAAACCAAUAUCCGCCAUGAAUGCGUUUCGAAAGCUCAAGAGCCAACCCGAUUCGCAGCUUUUGGAUAUCAGAGAUGAGAAGACUUUGGCUUCGUUGGCAUCGCCGAAUCUCAAGUUUCUUGGUAAGAGCUCGAUUCAGGUUCCGUAUAGUGAAGAAGACGAGUCGGGUUUCUUGAAGAGAGUCAAAGGAAGCUUCUCUGAUCCGGAGAAUACAGUUGUUUGUGUUCUUGACAAAGAAUGGCUUCAAAGAGGCUUAUUACAUCAAAGGCGGCGCAAGAGGGAAGAAUGGUUGGUUGGCCAUUCAAGAGGAGCUUUUGCCUCCACCUGUGCAUAUGUAUACAUCAAAAAACACUAAAGCUCCAAGCAAGAACGAGGAGCCGUCCGUUGUUGGAACUGAAAACUGAUUCAAGACCAUAGCCUAAUGGUAAUGCACAUUCACAUUCAUCAUGCUACAACAGAAAGUUUCCUUUUUCUCUCUCUUCCAAUUAGGUUGUCUCAACUUUGUAGUGGCAAGGCAUAUGAUACUACCAGACCUUAUGCGAAACGUUCUCUAGGUGAAAGAUUUGUUAUCUAUUGAAUGACCUGUUUAGAUCUCAAGACCAGUCUUAGCUCUGUAAAAGCUAACAUUUUCAAGAUCCAGCUGCAUUGCUCCUUUUCUACAGUCAUUUCAAUGAAAUGAGACUUGUUAUUAUUAUGAAAUUCUUGUGUUUUCCAACUGUUAUAUUGCAUUGUAUGACAAGCUUCCAACAAUAAAAAAGAAAAAAGCUCGUGUAAGCCCUAAAAUGCUUCCUGAGAUUCUUUAAAA
Eutrema salsugineum is the source of this 1215-nucleotide messenger RNA. Its product is annotated as rhodanese-like domain-containing protein 4A, chloroplastic. Bases 43 to 765 code for a protein of 240 amino acids. The transcript has 3 exons. The record is from RefSeq and is a predicted model, not a curated record. Lineage: Eukaryota; Viridiplantae; Streptophyta; Magnoliopsida; Brassicales; Brassicaceae.